Molecule: messenger RNA, 2614 nt
Organism: Morus notabilis
Lineage: Eukaryota; Viridiplantae; Streptophyta; Magnoliopsida; Rosales; Moraceae
Product: acyltransferase-like protein At1g54570, chloroplastic
Exons: 13
Coding region: 190-2346 (718 amino acids)
Cellular component (GO): membrane
Source: RefSeq, a predicted model, not a curated record
GUUUGCUUGGUUUCGGUCUUGUAUAUCUCCGUGCAUUUUAUUUUUAUUUUUAUUUUUAUUUUAUGGCUAAGCCUAAACACAAAAGGUGCAACCUUUAAGCAAAGAAAAUAAUAUUAGCUUUUUUUUUUUUCUUGGUUUGAGAAUAAAAGGGGUUGAAGAUUUUUGCCAUUGCUUCUAGAAGUAGAAGCCAUGGCUUCAGUCACAACUUUCAAGAUACCACCUUUUCUGGGAUUAAACUCACAGAACAGGCCUCAGUACUGUCGUUGGCGAGUUCACAAUUUAGGCGGUGGGGGAGAUAAUUCUGCUGUGUUGUCGUCAGAUGUGGCUUCUGUGCUUAAUGGAGCUUCUGUGGUUGGGAAAAUAGAGACUUUGAUUGACCAUGGGAAUGGAAGGUUAAAGAAGCCUCAAGAAGAACAAGUUGAGGAGAAAAGGAGUCAUCCUGUAAACGGUAAUGAUGUUCCAGAAAAGUUGGAGCCUUUUUGGGAUGAUGGGUAUGGGACUGAGACUGUCAAAGAUUACUUUUACGACGUACAGGAGAUGAUUAAGCCUGAUGGUGGGCCCCCUAGGUGGUUUAGCCCCAUUUCUUGUGGGCGUCCUUUAAAGGAUUCCCCUGUUCUUCUGUUUUUGCCUGGCAUAGAUGGUACUGGGAUGGGCCUAAUUUUGCACCACAAAGCCCUUGGGAAGUUUUUUGAAGUUCGGUGCCUGCACAUUCCGGUUAAUGAUCGAACACCAUUUGAAGGGCUGGUAAAAUUCGUUGAAGAAACUGUUAGGCUUGAACAUGCUUCCUCUCCAAACAAACCAAUUUAUUUGGUGGGAGAUUCCUUUGGAGGAUGCUUAUCUCUUGCCGUUGCUGCUCGAAAUCCUACCAUCGACCUAGUACUGAUACUAGUAAAUCCAGCUACUUCAUUCGGCCGCUCUCAACUGCAGCCCUUCUUCCCCAUUUUGGAGGCUAUGCCUGAUGUACUACAUACCGCAGUUCCCUAUCUUCUCAGCUAUAUCAUGGGUGAUCCAACAAAGAUGGCAAUGGUAAAUGUUGAAAGUAAGCUUCCUCCAAUACAAAGGCUUGAGAAAAUGUCUCAGAACCUCACUGAUAUGUUACCAUGCCUCUCUUCUCUGGCUGAUAUUAUACCGAGGGAUGCUCUUCUUUGGAAGUUGAAGCUGCUUAAAUCGGCUGCUGCUUAUGCAAAUUCCCGCCUCCAUGCUGUUAAAGCCGAAGUACUUGUGCUUGCCAGUGGUAAAGAUAACAUGGUCCCUAGCAAAAAUGAAGCCGAAAGAUUAAACAAGUCUCUACAAAAUUGCACAGUUCGUCACUUCAAGGACAGCGGGCAUACCUUUUUAUUGGAAGAUGGCAUUAGUUUAAUGACAAUUAUAAAAGGUACGAGCAAAUACCGUCGCUCGAGGAGGCAUGAUUAUGUCUCGGAUUUUCUUCCUCCUAGUAGGAAAGAAUUUGAAAUUGCAUUUGAAGAAAUGAUUGGAUUACUUCGCAUUGCGAGUGGUGCAGUUUCAUUCUCUACUUUGGAAAAUGGAAAGAUAGUGAAAGGUCUCUCUGGGGUUCCUAGUCAAGGUCCUGUAUUAUUAGUUGGGUAUCACAACAUAAUGGGAUUUGAACUAUAUUCACUAGUUGAGGAAUAUUUACGAGAGAAAAAUAUAGUGCUUCGUGGCGUGGCACAUCCUCAAUUGUUCGUGGCCAAUUCGGAGAGUUCAUCACCUGAAUUUUCUAUGGCUGACUGGUUCAGAAUAUUUGGCGCAUUACCUGUCACAGCAAGCAAUCUAUUCAAAUUGCUUUCUUCAAAAUCACAUGUCCUUCUAUAUCCUGGUGGUGCUCGCGAGGCUCUACAUUACAAGGGUGAAGCAUACAAAUUGUUUUGGCCGGAUCAACCAGAAUUUGUGAGAAUGGCAGCUCGAUUUGGCGCCACGAUUGUGCCAUUUGGAGCUGUAGGAGAAGAUGAUAUACUAGAUUUGGUUCUUGACUACAAUGACUUGCUGAAGAUCCCUGUAAUAAAUGAUUAUAUUAGAAACGCUAAUCGCAGCGCUGUAAGAGUGAGGGAUGAAUCAAAAGGGGAAGUUGCUAGUGAAAACCUCUUUAUCCCGGGCCUAUUGCCCAAGUUGCCCGGCCGAUACUACUACAUGUUCGGGAAGCCCAUUGAAACAAAGGGAAAGGAAAAUAUCCUAAAAGACAGAGAUAAUGCAAAUGAAUUGUACUUGCAGAUAAAGUCUGAAGUAGAACACUGUCUAGCAUACCUACUUAAGAAGAGAGAAGAGGAUCCUUAUAGGAAUGUUAUUGAUAGAACAGUAUAUAAGGCAUUGUAUGGUCCUUCCAAUGAAGUCCCAACAUUUGAGCCUUAAUUGAUAGCUUGUUUCAGGAAGCAAAAAUGUCCUAUUCAUUAGUAUUGUAAAGUAUAAUUUUUUCCCUCUUUCUUGGUGGAUGUAGGUUUUUUAUAUUAAAAAGUACAUAUAUACAUUACACAGAUAUCUUGACGAAAGAGGAAGCAGGAAAUGUGUUAUCAUCUGAAUGAUGGAUGCAUAUGUUCUGUAGUCAUUAAUAAUGAGGAUUGAACCCAUCUUGUUGGCUGCUGUUUCUUGUUAUACUUGCAUUGAAGAGAACAGAAUGUGA